UCUAUUUCGUAUUGCCUUAUUUAAUGGGAGGGACAACGGGGUGUGAGAAUUUGAGCAUCUCAAAUACUCAUUUCGUGUAUUGUGUACGUGACAAAUUAUAAAUAAAUGUCUACUAAGCCAUUGAAGAUGCCUGCAGCGACGAGGGAUUCGACUAUACUUAAGAUUGCGGUGGAAAUGCUAAAUGCUCCCGAUAAGGUUCCUCAGUUGAUAGAAUUCGACCAAAGCCAACCCUUAUCAAGCAUUAUUCAGCUCCUCUGCAAGCCGUGGGGUCUCCCAGAUCCCGAUAACUAUGCGUUGCAGUUCUCGGAGAGCAACAACCAGAACUACAUCACCGAGAAGAAUCGCAAUGAGAUCAAGAACGGGUCCGUGCUACGUUUGGAGCAGUCGCCAGCGAAAACUGUGCAGGAGAUACUGUAUAAAAUUAACAAUGGAAAUGAAAUCGAGCAAGGUAAUGCUCUCACUAAACUCUCUAGCCUAAGCAGUGACCUCACUUUCGCGCUUGAAUUCAUUAACAAAAAGGGUUUGACCUUAAUAAUUUGUAAUAUUGAAUCUGGAAAAUUCAAAGGUACUUGUCUGAAGCAUGCUCUAGUUACUUUUGUUGAGCUUAUGGACCAUGGUAUCAUUUCCUGGGAUAUACUGGAGAAUCAGUUCAUUAAUAAAGUGGCAAGUUUUGUCAGUAACCAAAGCACAGCCCAAGAUCCUAAAGUCAUUCAGUCCUGCUUGUCUAUUCUCGAGAAUAUUGUUCUCAACAGCUCAGGAAAGAAUUCCCAGGUUGAAAAAGAAAUAACCAUUCCAAGUUUGAUCUCCCAAUUGCAAAAUCCUAAUCAAGAUGAAGUUAAAGUUAUUCAACAAAAUACUAUUGCUCUCAUCAAUGCUAUAUUGGCCAAAGCUGAUCUAACUAAAAGAAAAACUAUUGCUGCAACAUUGUCAUCAAAACAGGUCCGUAAUGUAAUUUAUGACAAUUUGGUUGGUGUAUUGGCCGUUCAAGCACAAGAUACAGAGCUGGCGCACCAGCUGUAUGUGCUACAGACACUUUUACUUGGCCUGCUUGAACCCAAAAUGAGACAGAGAGCUGAUUCACAAGAGCAGGAAUCACAGGAAAAGAUAAAAGAGCUAAGGAAAAUUGCAUUUGAAAAUGAUAACAAUUUCAACAUAGAAGUUACAACAAGACGUCAGCUUGGUAGCUUCUCAAAAGACUUUAAGAAACUUGGGUUUAAAUGUGAGAUUGAUCCAAUAAAAGAUUUUAAUGAAACACCUCCUGGUAUGUUGGCCUUGGACUGUAUGCUGUAUUUUGCAAGAAACUAUCCCGAAGACUACACAAAGAUUGUUUUAGAAAACAGCUGCAGAGCUGAUGAACAUGAAUGUCCAUUUGGUAAAACUAGUGUAGAACUUGUGAAGCAGCUGUGUGACAUAUUGCACAUUGGAGAGCCACCAAGUGAGCAGGGCCAAACAUACCACCCUAUGUUCUUUACCCAUGACCAUCCUUUUGAGGAACUAUUCUGUAUUUGCAUAGUCCUUCUUAACAAAACAUGGAAGGAGAUGAGAGCAACCUCAGAGGACUUUGUAAAAGUGUCCAGUGUUGUGAGAGAACAGAUAAGCAGGGCACUGGCAGUCUCGCCUAAAGGUUUUGACAAGUUUCGUCAGAAGGUUAACCAACUGACCUAUGCAGAGAUCACACAGAUUUGGCAGACUGAGAGAACUAAUAGAGAAGUUUGGGAGUCACAUGCUAGACCUAUUGUUGAGCUGAAAGAAAAAAUAACCCCAGAAAUUAUUGAUCUGAUCCAACAGCAAAGAUUGGGGGUACUAGUAGGUGGGACUAGAUUCAAAAAGUAUUCAUCAAGAGGGCAGAGGGUUAAGGAUAAAUUUUGGUAUGUCCGACUGUCCCCUAACCAUAAAGUUCUCCAUCAUGGAGAUUGUGAUGAAAAAAGCACACCAAGUUUAGAAGAGCUUGGUAACAAACUGUCAGUAGCAGACAUAAAGAGUGUCGUAACAGGAAAAGAUUGCCCACACAUGAAAGAUUUACGAGGCAGAAAAAUAAACCCAAGCUUGGCUUUCUCCCUGAUACUCAAAUCUGCUGAAGUGACUUCUUUAGACUUUGUGGCCCCAGAUGAGCAGAUAUUUGACUAUUGGACAGAUGGUGUUAAUGCUCUACUAAAGGAAAAGAUGACAAGUAAAUCAUAUGAAAAUGAUCUUGAAACUUUGUUGUCAAUGGAUAUAAAAGUGCGUCUACUCGAUGCAGAGGGCAUUGACAUCCCACAGGACCCUCCACAGAUACCUGAUGAACCUGAAGAUUACGACUUUUACUAUGAUAAUAAUUAAACGUUUCCAUUUUAUUCAUAAGAUGAUUUUCCAGAUUAAAAUAUUACUUCCAUGUGUAUCAAAAAUUAUUAUUAAGUAUUAGUAGUUGAAUAAGUUUUAAGCAAGAUAUUUAUUAAUUUUUAAUUAAUUUAAGAAAAUGUUUCCAUUUAUUCUGACUGAAUUUUAUCAGCACUUCCACUUAAUAAUAUAACAGUGGCCAUAUUCCAUAUUAUAUUUUAUAUACCAAAGAUCAGGUCUAAAGAACAAGAAAAUAUAUUUUAAAAUGUGUGUGUACAAAUAAAUGUUUUCCUAGACA
Messenger RNA from Cydia strobilella, 2614 nucleotides. RefSeq names its product engulfment and cell motility protein 1 (gene Ced-12). The record is from RefSeq and is a predicted model, not a curated record. Lineage: Eukaryota; Metazoa; Arthropoda; Insecta; Lepidoptera; Tortricidae. The coding region runs from base 106 to 2319 and encodes 737 amino acids. The transcript has a single exon. Gene Ontology annotation, biological process: actin filament organization; cell motility. Gene Ontology annotation, cellular component: plasma membrane.